Perca fluviatilis (European perch) is the source of this 1538-nucleotide messenger RNA. RefSeq names its product PR domain containing 12b (gene prdm12b). The coding region runs from base 221 to 1426 and encodes 401 amino acids. Gene Ontology annotation, cellular component: nucleus. The transcript has 6 exons. Gene Ontology annotation, biological process: neurogenesis. The record is from RefSeq and is a predicted model, not a curated record. Gene Ontology annotation, molecular function: histone methyltransferase binding. NCBI's taxonomy places the organism in Eukaryota, Metazoa, Chordata, Actinopteri, Perciformes, Percidae.
UUGUAUUAACACUUUAACACAUUACACAUUAACACAUUGUAUUGAAAUAGAAAGAAAAAAACAGCAAGUGCAGCUUUAAUUCCAGCAAGACUCUGACACUUGUUUGGAUUUUUUCUUUUUAAGUUUUGUUCACCUGAAGGGCUUUUUUUUCCCCCUCCGGUCCCCUGACACCGGCUCUUGCUGCAGCUUCUGCCCGCCCCCGGCUCCUUCCCGUCCGGCCAUGGGCUCCGUGUUGCCCGGCUCCUCGCUGGGCCUGAAGUCGGGCUUCAAGCCGCACCAGCCGCUCUCCCUGGCGGACAUCAUCACCUCGGACAUCCUGCACAGCUUCCUGUACGGCCGCUGGAGGCACGUGCUGGGCGAGCAGCACCACCACCACCUCCCGCACCAGCAUCACCUGCAGCACGAGGACCGCACCACCCCGAGCGCGAGCCCCAAGACCGCCUUCACCGCUGAGGUGCUCGCGCAGUCCUUCUCCGGAGAGGUCCAGAAGUUGUCCAGUCUGGUUUUACCCAGUGAGGUGAUCAUCGCUCAGAGUUCAGUCCCAGGAGAAGGUUUGGGUAUUUUCUCUAAAACAUGGAUUAAAGCUGGAACAGAGAUGGGACCUUUCACCGGACGCCUCAUCUCACCUGAACACAUCGACCUGUACAAGAACAACAACCUCAUGUGGGAGGUGUUUAACGAAGACGGGACGGUCAGGUAUUUCAUCGAUGCGAGUCAGGAGGACCAGAGGAGCUGGAUGACUUACAUUAAGUGUGCGAGGAACGAGCAGGAGCAGAACCUGGAGGUGGUUCAGAUCGGCAGCAGCAUCUUCUACAAGGCUGUGGAGACAAUCCCUCCGGAUCAGGAGCUGCUGGUCUGGUACGGAAACUCCCACAACACCUUCCUGGGAAUCCCAGGAAUUCCUGGAGGAGAGGAAGAACAGAGCAAGAAGACCAAAACCGAUGAGUUCCACACCUGUGAAGGCUCCUCCUCCUCCUCCUCUUCUUCCUCCUCUUCCUCCUCCUCCUCCUCCUCUUCCUCCAGUCUGGGCCGCAUGCGUUGCGUCAUCUGCCACCGCGGCUUCAACUCCCGCAGCAACCUGCGCUCCCACAUGCGUAUCCACACGCUGGACAAACCGUUUGUCUGCCGCUUCUGCAACCGCCGGUUCAGCCAGUCAUCCACGCUGAGAAACCAUGUCCGGCUGCACACCGGUGAACGCCCGUACAAGUGCCACGUCUGCCAGUCGGCGUACUCGCAGCUGGCCGGCCUGAGGGCGCACCAGAAGAGUGCCAGGCACCGGCCCACAGGAGACGCCAGCGCUGCGGUGGGAAGCGUGGUGCUGCACGCUGCUCACGCAACUCACUCACCUCCUCCUCACCCACCACAGCUGACCACCAUGCCUCAUCCAGCAUCACUGGUUCACCAUGUACCCACCAUGGUGCUGUGAUAGGGGGUAGACAGACAGACACACGCAGCAAAUUACAGACAGACAGAUAAACAGAAACAUCUUUUAACUUAAAAAAUAUUUGGACAAAAUAAGACAGAAAGGUGUAUCACCA